Messenger RNA from Cladophialophora immunda, 2393 nucleotides. Its product is annotated as acetoacetate-CoA ligase. Gene Ontology annotation, biological process: lipid metabolic process. Bases 1 to 2301 code for a protein of 766 amino acids. Gene Ontology annotation, molecular function: acetoacetate-CoA ligase activity. Lineage: Eukaryota; Fungi; Ascomycota; Eurotiomycetes; Chaetothyriales; Herpotrichiellaceae. The transcript has a single exon. The record is from RefSeq and is a predicted model, not a curated record. Gene Ontology annotation, cellular component: cytosol.
AUGCCGUCAUCGUCACCGGCAUACUACAACGCAGUCGGGCUGCCGCUCGAGUACUGCUCCAAGCAAUAUCGGGAAGAGAUCAAGAGGGCGUCACCGACAUCAUCAUCUUCCUCUUCCUCUUCCUCUUCCAACAACAGCUCCAGCUCCAGCUCCAGUCCAGACCCCAGUCCAACAUCAGACAGCACAUCCGCACCGACGCCGCUAUGGACGCCAGCAGACUCCGAAGCGCCGCCCAUGUCUCAGUACCGCCAUCACGUCAACGCCAAAUUCUCGCAGUCGCUGCGCGACUCGCACGAGCUGCACAGCUGGACGGUGCAGAACCCGCACCAGUUCUGGAUCGACCUGUACGAGUACUGCGGGAUUGUGCCCCCGUUGCCCAAGCACACGAGACUGGCGUAUGACCCGACGGCGCGCCUGCGCGACAUCCCGACCUUCUUCCCCGGGCUGCGGCUCAACUACGCCGAGAACGUGCUGGUGCCCAACACAGCCGCGAACCCAAACGCCGUCGCGCUGGUCGGGCUGCGCGAGGGCCGCCUCGACGACCCGGAGGAGGUCACCUGGGCUGAGCUGACGGAGCUGGUGCGCGCGGUGCGGUCGGCCAUGGUGCGUCGCGGGAUCAAGAAGGGCGACGUGAUCGCGGCGCUGAUGGCCAACUCGGUGUGGAUCGUCGUGCUGUUCCUGGCCAGCGCGUCCAUGGGCGCCGUCUUCACCUCCGUGUCGCCGGACCUGGGCGUCUCGGGCUGCGUCAGCCGGUUCGCCCAGGUCGAGCCCAAGUGGCUGUUCGCCGACGUCGACGUGGCGGUGCGCGGGACGCGGCCCUCGAUGCUGGGCAAGGUCAUGCAAAUCCUCCGGGCGCUGCCCGUCGCGAAGCCCCAGCCGCGCCUCGUCUUCGUGCCCACCGGCCACCGGCCACACCGGCAGCGGCACCUGGACUACAUCACGCCGCUGGCGGGCGCGAUCUCGCUGCACGAGUUCCUCACCAAGGCCCGCGCGGGGGACAAGCUGCGGUACGCGCGCGUGCCCACGGACCACCCGCUGGUGAUCGUGUACAGCUCGGGCACGACGGGGGAGCCCAAGUGCAUCGUGUCGCCGCACGUGUCGGUGCUGAACUACAAGAAGAUCUCGCUGCUGCACAACGGGCUGGGGCCGGGGUCGACCGUGUUCCAGUUUUCGUCGACCAGCUGGAUCCUGUGGAACGUCAUGAACGGCCACCUGUCCGUGGGGAGCAAGGUCAUCUGCUACGACGGCGGCGCGCUGCACCCGGACCCCUCCACGAUGCUGCGCAUCUGCGCGCGGUUCCGCGCGACCUACUGGGGCACGUCCCCCCGGUACCUGCUCGAGCUGGAGCAGUCGGGCAUCCGGCCCGAGGCGUUCGACCUGUCGCGCCUGGCGCUGGUGACCACGACGGGCGCGACGCUCACGGGCGCGCAGUUCCGCUGGUUCUACCGCGCGUUCCCACGCCGCGUCCACCUGUCCAGCGUCGCCGGCGGCACCGACAUCGCCUCCUCGUGGAUCGCCACCAACCCGGCGGGGCCCGUGUACGCCAACGAGAUGCAGAUGUGGGCGCUGGGCCACGACUGCGACAUCCUCGACGGCGAGACGGGCCGCUCGUGCGCCGCCGAGGGCCGCCCCGGCGAGCUGGUCUGCCGCAAGCCCUUCCCCAGCAUGCCGUGCCGGUUCUGGGGCGACACGCCGGACCACCGGAAAUACCGCGAGGCCUACUUUGAGAAGUUCCCCGUCGUCGGCGGGAGCAGCGGCGAAGAAGAAUACCUCGACGUCUGGGCCCAGCACGACUUCAUCGUCAUGAACCCGCUCACCCGGGGCCUCCAGAUCCUCGGCCGCAGCGACGGCGUGCUGAACCCGAGCGGGAUCCGCUUCGGCAGCUCCGAGGUGUACAACAUCGUCGAGGGGCCCCAGUUCAACGCGCUGAUCUCGGACACGCUGUGCGUGGGCCGCCGCCGCGCCCACGACCAGGACGAGACCGUCUUCCUCUUCGUCAUCAUGGCGCCCGGCCACGACGCCGACUUCACCCCCGAGCUGGUCGAGAGGCUCCGCGCCGCCGUCCGCGACGGCCUCUCGCCCCGCCACGUGCCCAAGUUCAUCGAGCGGGUUCGCGAGAUCCCCUACACGGUCAACGGCAAGAAGGUCGAGGUCGCCGUCAAGCGCGUCAUCUCCGGCCAGGCCGUCAAGGUGAGCUCCACGGUCAGGAACCCCGCUUGUCUGGCCGAGUACGAGCGCUUCAGAGACCUGGAGAGGGAGCCGUCCCGGAGGGGCCCCAACGCUCGGGUGAAUAAGUUGUGAGGGAGCCGUGGCUGGGUCUCUUCCUCUUAGAGUGAUAUCCAUGCUGGUUCGAUUGCUUGUCGAGAUGGCGAUGCCGGGGUAACAAGUCAGCA